Molecule: messenger RNA, 177 nt
Organism: Cordyceps militaris CM01
Lineage: Eukaryota; Fungi; Ascomycota; Sordariomycetes; Hypocreales; Cordycipitaceae
Exons: 1
Coding region: 1-177 (58 amino acids)
Source: RefSeq, a predicted model, not a curated record
AUGGUAGUUACGAAUGUACAAGAAUAUGCGACUGCGCUAGCCAAUGCGAGAAAUACGAUGCAACCCUGGAGAGCCGCAUUUUCCCGAUUGACUGGUGGGAUUGAGGACAAUGGGAAAGUGAACAAGAUCCUGCCCCUUAUUUCAGCCCCCAGAUGGCGAAAACAGAGAUGCUGCUGA